Messenger RNA from Hippocampus comes (tiger tail seahorse), 898 nucleotides. Its product is annotated as collagen alpha-1(X) chain-like. The annotation marks the transcript as partial. The transcript has 2 exons. The record is from RefSeq and is a predicted model, not a curated record. Gene Ontology annotation, biological process: extracellular matrix organization. Gene Ontology annotation, molecular function: extracellular matrix structural constituent conferring tensile strength. Lineage: Eukaryota; Metazoa; Chordata; Actinopteri; Syngnathiformes; Syngnathidae.
CCACGAGACCCACCUGGUCCUCCAGGGCCACCUGACGGGCAACUCGGAGGACCACCUGGUCCACCAGGGCUACCUCCACGAGACCCACCUGGUCCUCCAGGGCCACCUGACGGGCAACUCGGAGGACCACCUGGUCCACCAGGGCUACCUGAUGGACGCCCCGGAGGACGACCUGGUCCACCAGGGCCACCUGACGGACGACCCGGAGGAUUACCUGGUCCACCAGGCCCACCUGGUCCACCAGGCCCACCUGGUCCACCAGGGCAACCUGACAUACGACCCGGAGGACGACCUGGUCCACCAGGCCCACCUGGUCCACCAGGGCCACCUGGAAGACGUGGUAAAGCAGGGCCAAAGGGUUCAAGACGGCCACCUGGAAAAGAUGGUUCACCUGGACCACCUGGACCAAAUGGGCCAUAUGGUUUACCAGGACCACAGGGGCUAAGUGGACCAUAUGGUCCACCAGGACUACCCGGGCCACCUGGACCACCAGGACCUCCUGGGCCACCACUACAUGUUCCAUAUUUUCCCCCUUGGCCACUGGCUCGACGUGGGAUAUUACGACCUGGGCCACCACCACGUAAACAUUUCCCAUACUGGCCACCACCACCUUGGCCACCUGGUCCAUUGUCACCACCGGAUGUAUCAUAUUAUGAUCCAUAAUCUUCACACCCAGGUCCACCCAGACCACCUGUAACUAUGGAUAAAAAUGAACCACCUCAAUCAGAACCUUUCUGGGCUAUACCAUCACGAGGACCACAUUUUAUUUAUUAUCAUUGUUAGCCACCUCAGCAAAUAUCAGCCAUCAGUGUGGCCACCUGUUAUCCUGCAUAAAAUCCACCCACCCGGAGACCAAAUUGUCAACCUGCCCCAAAACUUGUCUGACCUGGACUACCAC